AAUCUAGUUUGGGAUCUUCCACGCGCUAAUGCUGCGCGUAAAAUUUCAAGAUCCUAACGGCUAGAAAUUAUAAAACGGCUACCUUCUUUUUCCGAUUUCACUUUUCAUCAUCAGUCAUCACUCGCUCGGUCUCUCCUCAAUUUUCCUACUACUAUUUCCUCCUCUCCUCCUUUUCACUACUAGCAUUUUCUCCAGGGAAGAACAGUGGUUUCCUACCACAAGAAACUCUUCCGCCUCCCAAUCCAAGAAACCAACGCCACCGUUUCAUCUUCUUUCUGUCUCUUCGGAAUCGCAUUCAGAAAUUUCUCGGAUUAUAAUCGUCAGAGUUUAUAAUUUGUGUGUUUCUUUGAUUGGUAAAUCGCAUUCUUGGAAUUCAAGACAAGGGGUGGUGUAACUUUCCUGAGAAAGUGAUUUCCUUGGCAAUUCAAGAAAAGGGUCGAAACUUGAAAGAAUUGGCCGUCAAAGGAACGGUGACAAUGUGGUCCAACGACAAGAAUUUUCCGGCGAGAGGGUUCUGCACUCCACAACCGGCGUGGAAGAAGACGCAUUCUGCAAUUAUGCCGAUGUCAGAGAGGAAGAGAAUAUCGCCGGUCAAUAACGGCGAUCUCUUCCAUGUCAUACACAAAGUGCCCGCUGGCGACUCUCCUUAUGGCAGGGCCAAGCACGUUCAGCUGAUAGACAAGGAUCCUAGUAGGGCCAUUUCCCUGUUCUGGUCAGCUAUUAAUGCUGGUGAUCGUGUUGAUAGUUCUCUGAAAGACAUGGCAGUCGUGAUGAAGCAGUUGGAUCGAUCUGACGAGGCUAUUGAGGCCAUCAAAUCUUUUCGUCAUCUUUGCUCUUAUGAAGCUCAGGAAUCUCUUGACAAUGUCCUUAUUGAACUGUACAAGAGAUCUGGAAGGAUUGAAGAAGAGAUUGAAAUGCUUCAGAACAAACUGAAGAACAUUGAGGAAGGACUAGCAUUUGGCGGAAAGCGGACAAAGACUGCCAGGUCACAAGGCAAGAAGGUUCUAAUUACAAUUGAACAGGAGAAAGCAAGGAUAAUUGGGAACUUAGCUUGGGCAUUUCUCCAGCAACAUAAUUACGGGAUUGCUGAGCAACACUACAGAAAAGCUUUAUCUUUGGACCCAGAUAGGAAUAAGCAGUGCAAUCUGGCUGUCUGCUUGCUGCACAUGAGAAGGAUUGCAGAAGCAAAAGCUCUGCUUCAGGAGAUAAGAGAUUCGUGUGGGAGAAAACAGAUGGAUGAAUCAUAUGCUAAAUCUUUUGAGCGUGCCAUUCGGAUGCUUUGUGAAAUAGAGUCGCAAUCCACGCCAGAACCAGUGUCCCAGGAACCAGAUAAGAGAAAGGAAAUCCAGAGAUUUAAUGCAUCUUCUGAAAACUGGAGAAGUUCUCAUGAGAGCCCUUGUGAAAGGCCUGGUUACUGGGGGAAUUCAACACGCCAAGAGGUAACUUCUGCAUGCCAGAGAACAUAUGCCUCACCUGCACCUGGUAAAAGGAAUGCAGAAGGUUUACUUACUCAACCAAGAAGAGGCUCAUGGAGAUUCACUAAUGUAGAUCAGAGGGGAGGAUGGGGAGAAGAUGCAGUUCGCAGUUCAGUUCGCAAACUACAGUUUGACCAAACUAUAACCACUGAAAAUUUAGGUUUGCAUUCAACUCAGAAUCUUAAUGGAGAUCCACUGGCUUCACAAAAUGAAAAGCCAGGACUUGGGCUGCAAAAAUCUGCAGUUGCACUGCCUUCACCUACUAGAGAAGACUGGAGAAGGUCCUGGAGUGAUGUUGCAAAAGUGAGAGAAGAUGAAGCAGUAGAAUAUCUUCGACAGCCUGGGAAAGGAGAAGGGAAUGAUAGGUAUGCCCAAGUAGAAAACCGAGAGAAAAAGCAUGCAUCAGGAGUUCUACUAACACAACCAAGAAACAUUCUGUCAAGGCCUCAAAAUGGAAACCAAAAAUGGGCAAGAUGGGAAGAAAACACAGUGGGCGGUUCCAUUCACAAUCUAUCAUUUGAGCACACUACAACAGAGCUCUCACAUUCAUCCCAGAAUCUUGUUGGAGAACCAGUGGCUUCAACUAAUGAAAAAUCAGAAACUGGACUGGAAAUAUCUGCAGUUGUUCCCAAUAAGAAGAGCUGGGCAGAUAUGGUUGAAGAAGAAGAAGAAAUGUUAAGUGGAAAAGGUCCAAGCACAAAGUUUGAUGGUUUUAACUGUGAAGAGGAAUUCAAUGAUGAAAAUCUGAAUUCAAACAUAAUUUACAAGAAGCCUCUUUUGCAGAAUCAGAUUGGAACUCUUGAUGCAGCUGUUAAAGAGGCAUUUGAUGUGGCCUAUGACAACAUAUAUGCAUUUCAUCUUGCUCAAAAAUCAGCUGAGAAAAGUGUUGAGAACAUGAAAGGGGUUAAAUGCAAAAGGAUGGCGAGGAGUAUUGGUUCUGUUGGUCUUUAUGUACCUGGGGGAACUGCUGUUUUGCCUUCAACAGCUCUGAUGCUUUCUGUGCCAGCACAGAUUGCUGGGUGCAAAACUGUUGUUUUAGCUACUCCCCCAAGUCAGGAUGGCAGCAUAUGUAAGGAGGUGUUGUAUUGUGCCAAGAAGGCUGGUGUGACUCACAUUCUUAAAGCCGGAGGAGCUCAGGCCAUAUCUGCAAUGGCCUGGGGUACAGAAUCUUGCCCAAAGGUUGAGAAGAUUUUUGGACCUGGAAAUCAGUAUGUAACUGCAGCAAAAAUGAUUCUCCAAAAUAGUGAAGCUAUGAUUUCAAUUGACAUGCCUGCUGGACCUUCAGAGGUUUUAGUCAUUGCUGACAAACAUGCCAGUCCUGUCCAUGUAGCUGCAGAUUUGCUUUCUCAGGCUGAGCACGGUCCUGAUAGUCAGGUUGUUCUUGUAAUAGCUGGUCAUGGUGUGGAUAUAAAAGCUAUUGAAGAAGAAGUUAAUAAGCAGUGCGACAGCCUUCCAAGGGCACAAUUUGCUUCAAAAGCACUUAGCCACAGUUUCACUGUAUUUGCUCGUGAUAUGGUGGAGGCAAUCUCCUUCUCAAAUUUAUAUGCUCCUGAGCAUCUGAUAAUCAAUGUGAAGGAUGCUGAAAAAUGGGAAGGUUUGAUCGAGAAUGCAGGUUCUGUAUUCUUGGGGCAGUGGACACCAGAAAGUGUAGGGGACUAUGCAAGCGGAACAAACCAUGUCCUUCCAACAUAUGGGUAUGCAAGGAUGUAUGGUGGAGUGUCUCUGGAUUCUUUCCUCAAGUACAUGACAGUACAAUCUUUGACAGAGGAAGGUCUUAGAAAUCUUGGCCCAUAUGUGGCAACCAUGGCUGAAGUUGAGGGUCUUGAAGCCCAUAAAAGAGCUGUGACUCUUAGACUACAGGAUAUCGAAGCUAGGCAGGUUUCCAGUAUGAGGUAACUGCAUUCAAACGAAGGUCAGAAAACUUCUCUUGUAUUGGUUGUUAUUCUUGUUGAUGGCUUCAAUUGACUUAAUGCCAAUAGAAAACUAGGCCACAUUGCUGUUACUUCUCAAUUUGUUUGUUAAUGUAACAUAUAUAUUGUGGAACACUAGUCAGGCAGUGUUGCAAGUUGAAUUUGCUCUUGAUUUAUUUGAUUGACUCAUUAUGGAAGAAAUCUUAGAAGCAUUG
Rubroshorea leprosula is the source of this 3600-nucleotide messenger RNA. NCBI's taxonomy places the organism in Eukaryota, Viridiplantae, Streptophyta, Magnoliopsida, Malvales, Dipterocarpaceae. The record is from the annotation of a GenBank genome assembly.